AUGGAGGAUUUAAUUAACUACCAGAAUGAGUUACUGGAAAACUUGAAAAACAGCGAAAAGAAUUAUAAGAAGUCACCGAAAGACAGAAUAAAACGUCCUUAUUUACAAACAAGACUGGACUUGUUAGAAGAACUGAGGAAUGAAUUCAAGGAGGGUCACAAGUGUAUUGUUAUGAAAACUACUGAUGCGGACAGAGAAGAUGCUUAUUUUGAGAAAAACAUUUACGAGCAAUUUGAAGAAAUAUACAUCAACUAUAGAUCAACUUUAAGAGAAGCCUUUCAGCCGUUUUUGGAAGAAUCAAAAUUUCAACCCGCCUUAUCUCAAUCCUCCGCAGCAAGCGACGUCGACGUACUUGAGUUCAAGAAUCGCGGAAUAAGGUUGCCAAAUAUACGGAUACCUACAUUCACCGGGAAGUACGAGGAGUGGCAACCGUUUUACGACCUGUUCCGAACUCUAAUCCAUGACAAUGGACAUCUGUCACGAGUACAGAAGCUGCAUUACCUAAAAAGUAAUUUAUCUGGAGAACCUGAGGUACUAUUACGAAACUUUUCUAUAACGGAUACAAACUAUGAUGAAGCUUGGAAUCAAUUAAUAAAACGUUACAAUAAUACGAGAUUUAACAGCAACGCAAUUUUGAAGACUUUGUUUACGCAAAAACCUGUGCAAUUGGAAUCGGCUAGUUUAAUCAAACAACUAGUAGACACAACUUCAACUUGUUUGAAAGCUUUGAAAAACAUGGGUGUGCAGACUGAUACCUGGGAUAUGGUAAUUAACUAUUUAGUUGUGUCGAAGUUGGAUGCUGAAACUAUAAAAUUGUGGGAACAACAAAUUAGUAUAACCUGUAAUAACGACAUACCCUGUUGGUCAGAAUUGCAAGCAUUUCUAGAAGCGAGGUUCAGAGCUUUAGAUAUGAUAGAGAGUACUAAAAUUAAAACAGUGCAACCCAAACCAAUAGCGAAACCUAAGGUUUUCCAUUCAAAUGUUACCAGCAGCAGCGGCGGAAAAGGGCCCGAAGCAAAAUGUGCCUUGUGUGAUGGUGAACAUUACAUCUGUUCUUGUAAAAAAUUUGGAGAAAAAGCACUAAAAGAACGGCAAGAAUUUGUGCAGACAAAGAAACUAUGCUUCAAUUGCUUGGCGCCUUCACACUCCGUGAGCAAGUGUCGACAGUCGUCGUGUUGCAGAAAAUGUGGAUUGCGUCAUCACACUCUUCUGCAUUUCGAGAGAGGACAGUACAUCGAGAAACCAAAGCAAGGUGAAACUUCAAGUUCAGGUAUAGCGAACGACAAAUCUACAGGUGUGGGAGAGAGACAAACAAAAAUCAAACAUAAAGUUAUACUGUGCGUCAAAUCAUGUCACAAUCCCAAUGCCUCGCUGAAAGAAGAUGAAAUGCUUAAGUUAUUUUGGGAGCUAGAGAACGAGCCAAACAUCCUACAAAAAAGAUUGUCAAAGGAAGAAGAAAGAUGUGAAGAGUAUUACGAAGCUACAACGACCAGAGACAAUGAAGGAAGAUAUGUGGUAAAAUUACCAUUCAAGGACCAUCACCCAGAAGGUCAACCUAAUGGAUUGAAGGAAAUAGCUGCAAAAAGGUUUGAGUUACUAGAGAAGAAAUUCGCUAAAAAUAGUAAAUAUCAUGAAGAAUACAGCAAGGUUUUGGAAGAAUACAUUGAUUUAAAUCACAUGAUUGAAGUGGAGCCUAAGGAUAUCGAUAAUUCUAAAGCAGUUCUUUGA
This is a messenger RNA of Trichoplusia ni (cabbage looper), 1728 nucleotides long. RefSeq lists its product as uncharacterized. NCBI's taxonomy places the organism in Eukaryota, Metazoa, Arthropoda, Insecta, Lepidoptera, Noctuidae. The record is from RefSeq and is a predicted model, not a curated record. Bases 1 to 1728 code for a protein of 575 amino acids. The transcript is spliced from 4 exons.